CACGGGAGCCUCUCCGCCAGCUCCGGCGGGCAGCGGGCAGCGGGAGCGCGGCGCAGCCCCAUCGCCCCGCACGGCAGACCGAGCUGGAAGCCGAGCGCCGUCGCCGGAGGCGGCCGACCGAGGCAGGUGCUGCCCGCGGCGUCAUGGACCGGCUGCGUCUGCCGCCGCCGCCGCUGCUGCUGCUGCUGCUGCUGCUUCUGGGGGUGUCCUUCGGAGGUGCCAAGGAGACAUGCUCCACGGGCCUGUACACCCACAGUGGAGAAUGCUGCAAAGCCUGCAACUUGGGUGAAGGUGUGGCCCAGCCUUGCGGAGCCAACCAGACCGUGUGUGAACCCUGCCUGGACAGUGUGACGUUCUCCGACGUGGUGAGCGCCACGGAGCCGUGCAAGCCCUGCACGGAGUGCCUGGGCCUGCAGAGCAUGUCGGCUCCCUGCGUGGAGGCGGAUGACGCCGUGUGCCGCUGCGCCUACGGCUACUACCAGGACGAGGAGACUGGCCGCUGCGAGGCCUGUAGCGUGUGCGAGGUGGGCUCGGGACUCGUGUUCUCCUGCCAGGACAAACAGAACACAGUGUGUGAGGAGUGCCCAGAGGGCACCUACUCAGACGAAGCCAACCACGUGGACCCGUGCCUGCCCUGCACGGUGUGCGAGGACACCGAGCGCCAGCUACGCGAAUGCACGCCCUGGGCUGACGCCGAAUGUGAGGAGAUCCCUGGCCGAUGGAUCACAAGGUCUACACCCCCGGAGGGCUCCGAGAGCACAGCCCCCAGCACCCAGGAGCCCGAGGAGCCUCCAGAGCAAGACCUCGUAGCCAGCACGGUGGCAGAUACGGUGACCACUGUGAUGGGCAGCUCCCAGCCCGUAGUGACCCGAGGCACCACUGACAACCUCAUUCCUGUCUACUGCUCCAUCCUGGCUGCUGUGGUUGUGGGCCUGGUGGCCUACAUUGCUUUCAAGAGGUGGAACAGCUGCAAGCAAAACAAACAAGGAGCCAACAGCCGGCCAGUGAACCAGACACCCCCGCCGGAGGGAGAGAAACUACACAGCGACAGCGGCAUCUCCGUGGACAGCCAGAGCCUGCACGACCAGCAGACCCACACACAGACGGCCUCAGGCCAGGCCCUCAAGGGUGAUGGCAACCUGUACAGCAGCCUGCCCCUGACCAAGCGCGAGGAGGUGGAGAAACUGCUCAAUGGCUCCUCGGGGGAUACCUGGCGACAUCUGGCAGGCGAGCUGGGCUACCAGCCUGAGCAUAUAGACUCCUUCACCCACGAGGCCUGCCCAGUCCGAGCCCUGCUGGCCAGCUGGGCUGCCCAGGACAGCGCAACGCUCGAUGCCCUUUUGGCUGCCCUGCGCCGCAUCCAGAGGGCUGACAUCGUGGAGAGCCUGUGCAGCGAGUCCACCGCCACCUCCCCAGUGUGAGCUCACAGACCAGAAGUCCCUGUCCAGCCCCCACAGAGCUGACCCCUCCCCUCUCCCCAGGGGUGGCCCAACAGUCAGAGCCGAGCUCCUCUGUGCAGGGCCUCGCUCAGCUCCCCAAACCAUAGCUCUGUUGCUGCUCCUGAGGGGGCCCUUGCUUCUGACCAUGCUCCCUCUCCAGCAAGAGACAGGACCACCCCAAGCCUGUCUUGCCCCCUUGGCCUCUCAGGCUGUUCCUCCCUUUCCCAACACCUUAGCUGUGUCAGAUCUUGGGGGUUUGACACCAGAAAAGGUUAACAGAGGUACCCCAGAGACUCAGGAGGCACUGAAGAACCAGAGCCAUGGGCCCCACACUGUGAACUGGAGAACAGGGGGGUAUUGUGGUAGGCUAGACCUUCCUUAGCCCCCUCCCUUCUCCCCUCUGGCCAAAGAUGAAGAGGAUUAUAGGCCUAUCUGAGCUGAAGGCAGGUUUGGACCCCGGUCCACACUCCCCUGUUACACACAAGACCGUACAGCCCAGAGAGAGGCAGGGCCUGGUCUAGGCCACCCAGCAACGUGGAGAUCAAACGUAGGCUAACACUCUCCUUUCUGAAUGAGGGCAUCAGGUGUGCUUGAUGGCAGGGAUGGAGUAGCUUUCAGGGAAGCAGCUGGAAGCCAAAUCUACUUCACCCUCUACUACUUCCAGGCCCCAGCCCAACUGUUGUGCAGACAAAGUUUUUCCAAGACCUGGUCCCUUGGCCCCUUCUGAUGGAGUCGGGCUAAAGGGCUUGGGAAGUGGGCUGCUGCCUUCCUCUGCCUCUGUCAAGCUUAUCCACAUUUGUGAAGGGAUGUAUCGGUUAAUGCUCUCGUUCUUAGCAUAGGCCUGAAGCCAACAUUAGCCCCUAGAAUCAGCCCUAGGGGUCAGGGACCAAGGACUCCCACCCCACAGUCCUAACACCACACACACACACACACACACACACACACACACACACACACACACGAAAAGAUGUCUCGAAAUUUUUUUCCAUGUCUCUUCUUGGGCUGCUGGGGGUCACUGCCAGAGAAACAUCGGAGGGAACCGAGUUGAGUUUGAUCGGAGUGGCUUCCUCACCCCCGGGUUUGGCAGGCCAAGGACUGCUGCAUCUGAGCUGGAGCCCGUCUUCCAAGGGACGUGGAGGAAUGCUCUCACUCCCCCCCACUCCGUGCAGCCAGAAGAGUAUAGUAAGGAAGAACAGGCUGGUAUGAGAACACGGCAAGAAAACAACCAAAAGAAACAGAUGCUGGCCCAUGGGCUGUGGCAGGCUUCUCCUAAGUUUCAAGGCCCCUGCAAGGGACUGAUUUCCUGAGCACCACCAGGAAGGGGCGUGAGGUCUAGGUGGCGUUUUCACUCCCCUUCUUGGCCUGUUCUGUUUUGCUUGCUGUUGGAAUGAGUGGGCCCCCCCUCUAUUUAGCAUGAAGGAGCCCCAGGCAGGAUAUGCACAGACUGACCACCGUCCCUCCCCACCCAGGGUCCACCCAACCCUGUACGGAGAACCAGGGGCAUUGUACACGGGUGGUAUUUUUAUGGACCUCAAUCUGCAUCGAGUGGAGGGACCCCCCCCCCACCUGCUGGCCCCCCUCCCCAGGUACCUGGGGAAUGGGACAUUCUUUGUGUAUUUAUUUUUUUUCUCCCCAGAAGUUGGGGAGCGGUGGGGAGCUGCAAAUGCAGUUUAGCAUGUGUUUGGUUCUGGGCUCUCCCCAGCCUGAUUUUGGGUCAAGAUGGAACCUUUGGCCCUUCAGCUGGCGAUGCUGAGCUCCAGACCCCGUCACUUUCCUGUCACCUUCCCCUUGCUUCCUGUGUAAUCAUGUCUCGGGCCCUCCCGAAACCUACACGUCGUAAAACAUAAGUGAUGAACAUUAAAUAGCAAAAAAGAAAAGAA
This is a messenger RNA of Psammomys obesus (fat sand rat), 3319 nucleotides long. RefSeq names its product nerve growth factor receptor (gene Ngfr). The transcript has 6 exons. NCBI's taxonomy places the organism in Eukaryota, Metazoa, Chordata, Mammalia, Rodentia, Muridae. The record is from RefSeq and is a predicted model, not a curated record. Gene Ontology annotation, cellular component: plasma membrane; cell surface. Gene Ontology annotation, biological process: Rho protein signal transduction. The coding region runs from base 144 to 1421 and encodes 425 amino acids. Gene Ontology annotation, molecular function: nerve growth factor binding; death receptor activity; coreceptor activity.